Messenger RNA from Scleropages formosus (Asian bonytongue), 4969 nucleotides. Its product is annotated as period circadian protein homolog 2-like. Lineage: Eukaryota; Metazoa; Chordata; Actinopteri; Osteoglossiformes; Osteoglossidae. Gene Ontology annotation, molecular function: transcription cis-regulatory region binding; transcription corepressor binding. Gene Ontology annotation, biological process: circadian regulation of gene expression; negative regulation of transcription by RNA polymerase II; entrainment of circadian clock by photoperiod. Bases 292 to 4902 code for a protein of 1536 amino acids. Gene Ontology annotation, cellular component: nucleus; cytoplasm. The record is from RefSeq and is a predicted model, not a curated record. The transcript is spliced from 24 exons.
CUGGGAUUCGGGACACCGGGAGCGAGCGAACAGCCAACAGCGGACCGGGCGUGGGGUGCACUGUGUCAAUCCACGAACAGAAUAGGCUGCUGGAAGGAGUUCAGCAAGACUCUACUUACCCAGUUCUAAACCGGGCUUCUUGGAAUCUCUGCGAGGAACACUUUUGAACACAAAGGAGGGCUCCACGGCACACUUUCCCAGCAGCGCUCUCCACGAUCACAAUGGGUUGAUUCUGCUCUUCAAAGAGCCCUAGUUUCCAGUUGACCAGUUUACCGGCUAACCCACAGCCCGAUGUCUGAGGAUUCGGACUCCAAGCGGUACCUUUACUCUUCCCUCGAGGACCAGGAUGGAGGGGGCCACCAUCCAUUUGGAGAAGGUGGGAUGGCAGCCUGUGGCUCCAUGUCCCAGCUGCAUCUCAUGAGUGGCUACGGGGAGGGUCGUGGCCACGCGUGCGAAGAGGUGGAGCUGGGUCUGGCGUCCGAAGGCAGCGACAGUAGCAGCCAGGAGCAUGGCGCCCUGCCCCGUGAUGACAGGAAGAGGGUCGUCCAUUCACUGCACGAGGAGGACAUGGAGAUGAAGAGCAGUGGCUCCAGUGGAAGUGGGAGCGAGUCUCACGGUAACGAAUCUCACGGUAACGAGUCUCACGGCAACGAGUCCCACGGGAACGAGUCGCUGCGCAGCUCCAGCGGCAACAGUAAGGACUCCGCCCUGCUGGAGUCUUCUGGGAGCAACAAGAGUUCCAACUCCCACAGCCCUUCACCCCCCAGCAGUUCAAACGCAUUCAGCCUGCUGAGUGUCAGUUCUGAGCAGGACAAUCCAUCUACUAGUGGCUGCAGCAGUGAGGAGUCUGCCAAGGUCAAGACCCAGAAGGAGUUGAUCAAGACACUGAAAGAACUGAAGCUGCACCUGCCCUCGGAGAAGAGGAAUAAGCGGAGCGCCUCUAGUACCCUUAACACACUCAAAUAUGCCCUGCGGUGCGUGAAGCAGGUCAAAGCCAAUGAGGAGUACUAUCAGAUGCUCAUGAUCAACGACAGUCAACCUUCAGGCUCAGACGUUUCUUCAUACACUAUUGAGGAGAUUGAUAGCAUCACGUCUGAAUAUACCAUGAAAAACACAGACAUUUUUGCUGUUGCCGUGUCCCUCAAUACGGGCAAGACUGUGUACAUCUCAGACCAGGCUGCCUCCAUCCUCAACUGCAAGCGAGACAUGUUUAAAAAUGGCAAGUUCGUGGAAUUCCUCACUCCGCAAGAUGUCAACGUGUUCUACAGCUUCACAACACCCUACCGGCUGCCGUCCUGGAGCAUGUGCACAGGAACAGAUUCCUCACCGUCUGACUGUAUGCGGGAGAAAUCCUUCUUCUGCCGGAUAAGCGGAGGCCGCGAGCAGGAGGGGAACCUGCAGUACUAUCCCUUCCGCAUGACGCCCUACCUGAUGAAAGUGCAGGACACGGAACAUGCCGAAGACCAGUUCUGCUGCUUGCUGCUGGCUGAGAGGGUGCACUCUGGGUAUGAAGCUCCUCGGAUUCCCACAGACAAACGGAUUUUUACCACCACGCAUACACCAAACUGUGUGUUCCAGGAUGUCGAUGAGCGGGCUGUACCGCUACUGGGAUACCUGCCACAAGACCUCAUAGGCACAUCAGUCUUGCUGCACCUCCAUCCAAGCGACCGGCCUGUCAUGCUGGCCAUUCACAGGAAGAUCCUACAGUUUGGGGGACAACCAUUUGACCACUCCUCCAUCCGCUUCUGCGCCCGCAACGGCGAGUACAUCACCCUGGACACCAGCUGGUCCAGCUUCGUGAACCCCUGGAGCCGAAAAGUGUCUUUUAUCAUCGGCAGACACAAAGUCCGCAUGGGUCCUGUGAAUGAGGAUGUGUUUGCACCCCCUCCGUUUGCUGAGGGGAAGUCCAUGGACCCUGACGUCCAAGACAUUACCGAGCACAUCCACCGUCUGCUGCUGCAGCCAGUUCACAGCAACUGGUCCGGUGGCUAUAGCAGCAGUGAGCACCUGCUCAACAUGGCAUCAUCGGGUGAGAGCAACGGCACCGGAGUCAGAACUAGGCCUGAAGAAGAGGAGGCCCUGCAGGCCAGGCCACGCACGUUCCAGGAGAUCUGCAAGGAUGUCCACAUGCAGAAAAACCUAGAGCAACAGCUUGUAUCCUACUCGGCUAAAUCUGAAUCCAAGAGAGGCGCUGACACAGAAACUCAACAGAAGAGCCCUGUGGUGAAGGCCAAAGUAGGGACUCUGGACUGGAGGGAAAGUGUCGGUGCGCUGGGGGACCGCCCCCCGGUACAGGAAGAGUUGACCUACAAGGACCAGCCUGUCUACUCCUACCAGCAGAUCAGCUGUCUGGACAGUGUCAUCAGGUACCUCGAGAGCUGCAAUGUCCCAGUCACCGUGAAACGCAAGUGCCAGUCCUCCUCCAACACCACCUCCUCAGAUGAAGACAGGAAAAAAUCCCCCGAUGCCAUGCAGGUGUCCAAAGAACCAGCACUUGCAGAGACCGAAAGCCACCAUGUAGGCAUGAAGGCACCAAAGAAGCGGGCAAGUGGUUCCGUCGUGGGGUCGUCGCUGGCACCGUUGGCUCUGCCCAGUAAGGCAGAGAGUGUGGUUUCCAUCACAAGCCAGUGCAGCUACAGCAGUACCAUCGUCCACGUGGGGGACAAGAAGCCUCAGCCAGAGUCGGAGAUCAUUGAGGACGUAGCUGGAGCAGGGGAGUCUGCGGAAGGCUCCGCACCAGUCCCUCCUCCUUGUGCGGUGUCACCACCUAUCCAGGAGAGAGAGCCUUACAAGAAGCUGGGUCUAACCAAGCAGGUGCUGGCAGCCCACACACAGAAGGAGGAGCAGGCCUUCCUGUGCCGCUUCCAGGAGCUGCGUGGUGGGCGAUCUUUCCAGGCUGACUGCUCCCUCUACCUGGACCGGCAGCAUGGCACUGACGUGGCACCAGCUGUGAGAUCGAACAAGCAGGGUGCGACUAGAGCAGAGCCGGUGCAAAGGAGAGGAAGUAGUGGGGUGCCCAAGAAGGGAGGACGCAACAAAAAGACCAAGUGGAAGCGUGCCAAGCAGCACGAGUCGUCAGACAGCACAGCUUCCCGCUGCCCACAGCCCUCUCGUGCCCCCCUGCCCAACUUCAACCAGACCUGCUGGUCUGCCUCUGACACAUCCCAGUCCACCUUUUCUAUGGCCUACCCAGCUGUCAUGCCUGCCUACCCAGUGCAGCUGUACUCGGGGCCCAGGGCCGACAGCGCCUUGUCCAGCUUUGCAGAAAACCAGGGCAAUCGGGAGCCACGCUGCUCCGUACCUUCCUCGCCGUACACCGCUCCCUUGGUUACCCCCAUGGUGGCCCUGGUGUUGCCCAACUACAUGUUCCCUCAACUAGGAGGUGCCCCACGCCAGCCCUUCUACCCAGAGGGGGCCUCCUUCCCGCUUCAGCCUCAUUACCCUGGCCAGACCCACUUCCCAGCCCCAGCUGCCUUCCCAGUGCAGUCGCAGUUCUCUCCUCAUAAUCCCUACCCCCCUCAGGCAGCUUUUCCGACCCAACCUACGUUACAGACCCCAUCGUUUCCCUACGGCAUGCCGGCAGAAUCCACAAAGGCCUUGGGAACAGGUGUACAGGAUGCCCCUUCUCGCUCCUCCACCCCGCAGUCUCUGGCUGUACACGACCAGGCCUCGCCUCCACUCUUCCAGUCCCGUUGUAGCUCUCCUCUGCAGCUCAACCUGUUGCAGCUGGAGGAGACGCCCCGCUCCGUGGAGCACCAGGACAGCUUGACACCCUGUACUGCUGCCCAGGUCAACAACACAACAGAGAAGGGGAGCACCGCUAGAGUUCCGAAGCCUGCCAAGGAACUGCAGCUGGUGAGCUCUGCACAUGAGGCACAGCACAGUGAUGGCCACUCAUCUUCCAGUGAUCUGCUGGACAUCUUGUUGCAGGAGGACUCGCGUUCUGGGACCGGAUCGGCCACAUCAGGUUCAUUGGGCUCGGGAUCCAAUGCCUGUGACACAUCUGCCAGUGGCCGAGGAAGCAGCCACACCAGCAACAACAGUAGCAAGUAUUUUGGCAGCGUGGACUCAUCCCACACCAGUCAGCAGGGGGUGCUAACGCACGCCGGGGGAGCCUUGGAGGAGCCCAACAAACAUUUUGUUAAGUACGUACUCCAGGACCCACCCUGGUUGCUUAUGGCCAACGCAGGACAAGCGAUCAUGAUGACCUACCAGCUGCCCUCGCGGGAUCUGCAGAAGGUGCUGAAGGAGGACAGGGAGAAACUGAGACACAUGCAGAAGGGUCAGCCACGCUUCAGUGAGGAGCAGAAGAAGGAGCUGAUGGAGGUACAUCCCUGGAUGAGGAAAGGAGGUCUGCCCAGAGCCAUUGAUGUCCAGGCCUGCAUGUGCUGCGAAGACCUGACUUCAGUCCUAACUGAAGAGGAGCCCCCUGAUCUGGACAUGGGAGAGACAAGUAGCAGCACCUGUCAGAAAGGCAGCGAAGAAAUGCUGCCAAACGAGUCAGACUGUCACGGCCACAACUUCGCCCCGAACAUCAGCACCUGCCCGAAAUCAAAACAGCGGGGUAUAAAGAAGCCGCACCUAUACACCCUGGUUGCGGAAUCUCAUUUGAGACACCCGUCUCUCCAGCACUCUCGAGUGAAAUCGCGACAACGUACCCGGCCUUCCAAGUCCCUCGUUCUCCUCAAUCCCUCGUUCCCACUCCUGACGUCCACAGCUCCCGAAACUUGCGUUGCCUCCUCGACUACGACAUCGGAUUCUCUCCAAAAUCUACGUUUGUGCAUCGACCGACCCACGCCUGUCCCCGACCAGAAAUCCUGCCUGCUUCCCUUGUGUACUGACAAUAAAGAUCCCACAAUUGAGUCCACACACCUACCUCAGUCUCCCACCCACUCAGAAUGACAUGGACCAUGUUGCUGUUAAGUGUCUAGUGUGUGUUACUGUAUUUAGCUUUAAUUUUUUUGUUUUA